Molecule: messenger RNA, 846 nt
Organism: Iphiclides podalirius (scarce swallowtail)
Lineage: Eukaryota; Metazoa; Arthropoda; Insecta; Lepidoptera; Papilionidae
Source: the annotation of a GenBank genome assembly
AUGCAAAUUAAUGUAACGUUAGGGCUGUGUUCGCAUUUCAUAUCGACCUCGAUAAACAGUCCGAGCCGCAUCACCGUCGGAAACUUCCCCGCGCAUGACGUUUUUAUCGAUGAAUGGAAAAUAAAAACGCGCGCCAAGCGGUCGCAACGCGGGCGGGGGCGCCCUCCAAGAACGGCAGUCCGCGCGACUGAUUUGCACCACCCGCCGCCGCGCUCGCGGCCUAGUGAGCGACGGGACGGCGUGUCACGUCGGCCGCGCGUAACGUCGCGGCGUGCUCUUGUCACGGCGCCACCCCCGCGGCGACGUGACCGCGGGUCGAUAUCCGGCCGAGAUGGCCGGCCUACGCCCGCCUGGCCGGCCACUCGCCCACCUCGACGCCUCGGGGCUCGUGUGUUCACCCCGCCCCCCACCGCCCCCCAUUCUCGAUACACCCCCGAUCGCUGCCCACGAGGCGAUCUGCCCGCUCCGUCCGCUACGUGCAUGCGAUAUGCGCAAGGAGGAUCGAACCUUAUAUCCACCGCUAUAGCUCCAGCCAAGCCUAUCCUCGUACAAAGAACGCCUAACGCGCCGCGUAAGUUCGCGAAAUUUCAAUUGAGAACGCGACGGGGCGGCCAUAAAUCGGCCAAGUGCAGCGGCCGCCCGUCCUUGCCCGCCGCCGCCCGCCCUCCCCCUGCCGCCCCCACGCCGCCAGUUCCGAUGCGGGGCAGGGAAAGUUCGCAUUUGCAUAUUGGCCUCUCCGUCACCAACUCCAACUCGGAACUAACUGCGCUCCCGAAAUGCGGAACUUUAAUGUCGAGCUGGAAACGGGACGCGCUCGUGAAAUGGGCACGAAUGUUUGGCCGCUCG